This is a messenger RNA of Eubalaena glacialis (North Atlantic right whale), 6771 nucleotides long. RefSeq names its product signal induced proliferation associated 1 like 2 (gene SIPA1L2). The transcript has 21 exons. The record is from RefSeq and is a predicted model, not a curated record. Gene Ontology annotation, biological process: activation of GTPase activity; regulation of small GTPase mediated signal transduction. Bases 505 to 5634 code for a protein of 1709 amino acids. NCBI's taxonomy places the organism in Eukaryota, Metazoa, Chordata, Mammalia, Artiodactyla, Balaenidae. Gene Ontology annotation, molecular function: GTPase activator activity; protein binding. Gene Ontology annotation, cellular component: cytoplasm.
CCCGGGAGGAGCCGGCGGAGCGGGAGGAGGACGGAGGAGGAGGAGGAGCAGCGCCGCGCCCCCGCCCCGGCCGCCCGCCCGCCCGACCGCAGGCCGACCGCUCCAGCCGCAGCCGGCGGGUCCCGGCCGUCUCCCGCCGGAGCCCGGCGCGGGCAGGGUCCGGGCCGAUGGGCAGCCCCGGGCAGAGGCGGGCGGCGAGGCGGCGACCCCGGUACGCGCCGCCGCGCGCUCGCGGGCUGUAGCAGGUCCCGGCGGACUGCGUCUCCGAGGUAAAGGAACUGGCCAGAUGUCUUAAGGGAUGCUUUUGAAAAGGACAGAGGUGUUCAAAAUUAUUACAGCAACUGAGAAGCAAGUUGGUUUUGGAGAAACCAUACUCUGAGGAUGUUUGCUUCUGGUUACCAAGAAAAAAUACAACUAUAGAAGAAGCCUUUGGAAAUAACAAUGUAAUUAGAUUUACAUCAGUCUUUCUCGCGAGACUUGGAGCUUCCUGCGUCAUCGGUAGACAUGAGUGACCCCAGGCAGUCACAAGAAGAGCAGCACAAGGUUGGCAGAGCCUCUUCGAAGUUCAAGGGUCCUCCCAGAAUCAUGCAGUCUGAUGAUUAUUUUGCUCGAAAAUUUAAAGCCAUCAACGGCAACAUGGGACCCACCACUUCCUUAAAUGCUUCCACUUCCAAUGAGAACAGCGGUCCGGCUAAUGGUACCCCGGCCGUGCCCAAGAUGGGUGUCAGAGCAAGGGUGUCUGAGUGGCCUCCUAAAAAGGACUGCUCCAAGGAGCUGACCUGCAAGGCCCUGUGGGAAAGCCGGUCCCAGACCAGCUACGAAAGUGUCACGUCCAUCAUGCACAACGGGCAAAACAACCAGAGCGACGGCCAGCAAGAGGAGCCGCUCGACCUAGACUUCGAGGAGGCGAAGUAUACCAUCGGAGACAUCUUCGUUCACUCUCCGCAAAGAGGACUGCACCCCAUAAGACAGAGGAGCAACAGUGAUGUCACCAUCAGCGACAUCGACGCGGAAGACGUCUUAGACCAAAAUGCAGUGAACCCCAAUACCGGGGCCGCCCUGCACCGGGAGUACGGGAGCACGUCUUCCAUCGACCGGCAGGGCUUGUCGGGGGAGAACUUCUUUGCUAUGCUCCGAGGGUACCGGCUAGAGAACUACGGCCACAAGGCGAUGGCCCCGUUUGGGUUCCCCGAGUUUUUCCCCUGCGACCCUGCAAUCUCCCCCAGCCUUCAUGCCGCAGCACAGAUUUCUAGAGGCGAAUUCGUGAGCAUCUCAGGAUUAGACUAUAUGGACAGUGCCCUCCUCCUGGGGAGAGACAGGGACAGGCCUUUCCAACGGAGGCUGAAGGCGGAGUCCAUGGAAACGUCCCUCUUCCGCAAGCUGCGGACCGUGAAAAGUGAGCACGAGACGUUCAAGUUCACCUCUGAGCUGGAGGACGGGCGUCUGGAGAGGGGCGUCCGCCCUUGGAACUGCCAGCGCUGUUUUGCACAUUACGAUGUCCAGAGCAUCUUGUUUAAUAUCAACGAAGCCAUGGCCACGAGGGCGAACGUGGGGAAGAGGAAGAACAUCACCACCGGGGCCUCGGCGGCAUCCCAGACCCAGACGCCAGCGGGCCCGACGGGCAGCUGUGAUUCCCCGCUGGGGAGCAAAGAGGACCUCAACUCCAAAGAGAACCUGGACACCGACGACGGUGACGGGAAGAGCAACGACCUGGUCCUCAGCUGUCCCUACUUUCGGAAUGAGACAGGCGGGGAGGGCGACAGGAGGAUCGCGCUGUCCAGGGCCAACUCGUCCUCCUUCAGUUGCGGGGAAAGUUCCUCCUUCGAGUCCUCACUCAGCUCGCACUGCACCAACGCGGGCGUCUCGGUCCUGGAGGUGCCCAGGGAGAACCAGCCAAUCCACAGGGAGAAGGUCAGGCGCUACGUCAUCGAGCACAUCGACCUGGGGGCCUAUUACUACCGCAGGUUCUUCUACGGCAAAGAACACCAGAACUACUUUGGAAUCGAUGAGAACCUCGGCCCUGUGGCAGUCAGCAUCCGGAGGGAGAAGGUGGAAGACGCCAAGGAGAAAGAAGGGUCCCAGUUCAACUACCGGGUGGCUUUCAGGACGAGCGAGCUGACAACCCUGAGAGGAGCGAUUUUGGAAGAUGCCAUACCCUCUACCGCCAGGCAUGGGACUGCACGCGGACUCCCUCUCAAAGAAGUCCUGGAAUACGUCAUUCCAGAGCUGAGCAUCCAGUGCCUGAGGCAGGCCUCGAGCUCACCCAAGGUCUCGGAGCAGCUGCUCAAGCUGGAUGAGCAAGGGCUGAGCUUUCAGCACAAGAUCGGGAUCCUGUAUUGCAGAGCCGGCCAGAGCACCGAAGAGGAAAUGUACAACAACGAGACGGCCGGACCAGCUUUUGAAGAAUUCCUUGAUCUGCUGGGCCAGAGGGUGCGGCUGAAAGGAUUUAGUAAAUACCGGGCUCAGCUGGACAAUAAAACUGAUUCUACAGGAACGCAUUCCCUGUACACGACGUACAAAGACUACGAGCUCAUGUUCCACGUGUGUACCAUGCUUCCACACACGCCCAACAACAGGCAGCAGCUCCUGAGGAAAAGGCAUAUAGGAAAUGACAUCGUGACCAUUGUCUUCCAAGAGCCCGGAGCACUUCCUUUUACUCCAAAAAGCAUCCGGUCCCACUUUCAACAUGUCUUCGUCAUAGUCAAAGUGCAUAAUCCAUGCACUGAAAAUGUGUGUUACAGUGUUGGAGUUUCUAGAUCAAAAGAUGUGCCACCGUUUGGUCCACCAAUUCCCAAAGCCGUGACUUUCCCAAAGUCAGCAGUAUUCCGGGACUUCCUUUUAGCGAAAGUAAUCAAUGCGGAAAACGCAGCCCACAAAUCAGAGAAGUUUCGCGCGAUGGCCACUCGGACGAGGCAGGAGUACUUGAAGGACCUGGCGGAGAACUUCGUCACGACCGCCACCGUGGACACCUCCGCGAAGUUCAGCUUCAUUACCCUGGGUGCCAAGAAGAAGGAGAAAGUAAAGCCCAGGCAGGACGCCCACCUCUUCAGCGUCGGAGCGAUCACGUGGCACGUUGUGGCGCGGGACUUCGGCCAGUCCUCGGACAUUGAGUGUCUCCUUGGGAUUUCCAACGAGUUCAUCAUGCUGAUCGAGAAGGAUUCCAAGAACGUGGUCUUUAACUGUUCCUGCAGGGAUGUCAUUGGCUGGACAUCUGGGUUAAUGAGUAUCAAAGUGUUUUACGAACGAGGAGAAUGCAUCCUUCUGUCCUCGGGGGACAACUGUGCCGAAGACGUCAGGGAAAUUGUCCAGCGACUGGGGAUCGUGACCAGGGGCUGCGAGACUGUGGAAAUGACCCUGAGGAGGAACGGGCUGGGCCAGCUGGGCUUCCACGUGAACUUCGAAGGAAUCGUCGCAGACGUGGAACCUUUCGGUUUUGCGUGGAAGGCCGGCCUUCGCCAGGGGAGCCGCCUGGUGGAGAUCUGCAAGGUGGCCGUGGCCACGCUGACACACGAGCAGAUGAUCGACCUUCUCCGGACCUCGGUGACUGUGAAGGUGGUCAUCAUCCAGCCCCAUGACGAUGGCUCACCUCGGAGAGGGUGUUCGGAGCUCUGCCGGAUCCCCAUGGUGGAGUACAAGCUCGACAGCGAGGGCACCCCCUGUGAGUACAAGACCCCCUUCCGGAGGAACACCACGUGGCACCGAGUGCCCACGCCCGCCCUGCAGCCCCUGCCCAGGGCCUCCCCGGUGCCCGGCACGCCUGACAGGUUGCAGUGCCAGCCGCUGCUCCCACGCAGCACCUCCUUUGACCGGAAGCUGCCCGACGGCACCAGAAGUUCACCCAGCAACCAGUCCUCCUCCAGCGAUCCCGGACCCGGCGGGAGCGGACCCUGGAGACCGCAAGUUGGAUACGACGGGUGCCAGUCUCCCCUGCUGCUUGAGCACCAGGGCGCCGGCCCUUUGGAAUGUGAAGGGGCCAGGGAGCGGGAGGACGCCAUGGAAGGAAGCAGACACCCAGAAGCCAAAUGGCACGGCCCGCCUUCCAAAGUCCUGAGCUCCUAUAAAGAAAGAGGCCUGCAGAACGAUGGAGGCUGCAAGGAUUCCCCCAAUAAGCUUUCUCACAUCGGAGAGAAAAGCUGUCCCAGCCAUUCCAGCAGCAACACGCUCUCCAGCGACACCUCUGGCAACAGCGAUGACAAGCACUUUGGGUCCGGGGACCUGAUGGACCCCGAGUUGCCGGGGCUGACGUACAUCAAGGGCGCCUCCACGGACAGUGGCAUCGACACGGCCCCGUGCAUGCCCGCCGCGGUCCUCGGCCCCGUGCACCUGGCGGGCAGCAGGUCCCUGGUCCACGGGCAGGCAGAGCAGUGGGCUGACUCGGACAUCCCGGGGCCCGACGACGAGCAGGCCAAGAUGUACGCGGUCCACGGCUACGCGCCCAGCAUCUCCGCCGGCCAUGCUGCCGACGGCAGCCUGGGCGACCUCAGCGAGAUCUCCUCCCACUCCAGUGGUUCACACCAUUCAGGAAGCCCCUCGGCUCACGGUUCCAAAAGUAGUGGGUCUCUGGAUACGUCCAAAGUGUACAUCGUGUCUCACAGCAGCAGUCAACAGGCCCCGGGGUCCGUGUCCAAGGCCUACCACCGGCAAGGGGCCGUGAACAAAUAUGUCAUCGGCUGGAAGAAAUCGGAAGACAGCCCGCCACCCGAGGAACCCGAAGUGGCUGAGUGUCAGGGGCUGUAUGGUGAGAUGGGUCUCCUGUCCACCGCAGCUCAGCAGCAGGCAGUGGUGGGAGAUGACGUCUCAGAAACUCAGCACGUGCUCUCGAAAGAAGACUUUCUGAAAUUGAUGCUUCCCGACAGCCCCUCAGUGGAGGAGGGCAGGAGUAAGUUUUCGUUCUAUGGGAACCUGUCCCCACGGCGUGCGCUGUACCGCACCCUCUCGGACGAGAGCAUUUGCAGCCACCGGAGGGGUUCUUCCUUCGGCAGCUCCCGAAGUUCCAUCCUUGACCAGGCCCUGCCCAGUGACAUCCUGUUCAGCACCACCCCGCCCUACCACAGCACCCUGCCGCCCCGGACCCAGCCGGCGCCCAGAAUGGGAAGCCUGCGGAGUGAGUGCCUGGCGUGGCCCGAGCUGUCCUCGUGGGCUCUCUGGGAUGAGUUCUGGUUCUCCGAUGGGUCCUUGUCAGAUAAGUCCAAGUGUGCAGAUCCCGGCCUGAUGCCCCUCCCGGACACGGCCACGGGGUUAGAUUGGUCCCACCUCGUGGAUGCUGCCCGGGCGUUUGAAGACCAGAGAGUGGCGUCCUUCUGUACCCUGACAGAUAUGCACCCCGAGCAGGACCUGGAAGGGGCCCAGGAACUGCCUUUAUGUGUCGAUCCUGGCAGUGGCAAAGAUUUCAUGGACGCCACUGGAGGGCGGUCUCCAUCCACACUGACUGGGAAAGUCAACCAGCUGGAGCUGAUUCUUCGGCAGCUGCAGACCGACCUUCGGAAGGAGAAGCAGGACAAGGCCGUGCUGCAGGCCGAGGUGCAGCACCUGAGACAAGACAACCUGCGGCUGCAGGAGGAGUCGCAGACGGCCGCGGCCCAGCUGCGCAAGUUCACGGAGUGGUUCUUCAACACCGUCGACAAGAAGCCGUAACCUGAGCGCCGCCCAACCAGGGGCCCUGGGGAAGCCCGGGGUCCCUUCACAGUCGCCAACAUGUGGUUUCCCGCUGUGCUUCCAGCCCACCGUAGCCGUGCUUGCUGUCCCCACUCUGUCUAGCACCAUGCCCCCAGCAGCACGGGGAGCCGCCGUGUGACCGCGGAGAGCAACGCUCGUGAAGAUGAAUGUAACGCUGGUGUCGAGAUGAAUGUAAACUCUGGUGUCAGUGUGGCCCUCUGAGGCUCUGCUGAAACGGAGCUCUCUGCGUGGGCUUCCCUCCUGAGGGACGAGGGUUGGGUUUUAUGUCCUAUAUAUCAGGUGACUUGGUAGAGAUAGUAAAACAAUUGACCAUAGCUUGGGCUUUAGAAUUGUAAAAUAAACAUGAGAACAAAUAAUCAGACAUAUACUUUAAUGUUAAAGGUGCUCUAUUUUUUUGGAUGUACAGUAGUUUUUAUUUCUACAGCCACAUUAUCAUAGCAAUAAGAAAGAGGCAGGGGAAAUAGUUGGAAGAGCCGUGUCGGGAGGGGGACAGAAAAAGCACUGAUGUGUCUAACACGAGUUCAAAUGCAGUUCCUUUAGAGACUUAUUUAUUUGCAGGAGCAAACGGUGCCUGAAUAUUAACAGUGUUCUGAUUAAAAAAAAAAAAGAAAAGAUACAUAUGCCUUGUAAAUGGCUCACUGAGUAGUUACUUCAACUCUUAGUUCACUUUUGUAUAGUUAAUGCUCUGUUGAAAAAAAAAAAAAGAGUCAACCUGCUUACUUACGAGAGCUCCCCCGUGUGCCAUGAGCCAGCAGAAUCACUUGUACAAUGCCAAAUUUGUUUUAUCUUUGUACAGAAGCUUUGAUGAACUGUCUUGUAUUUAACACCCUUAUUUAAGCUUAUUUAACCUUAAAUUGUUAAUUUUAUAAACUUUGGUUUCACCUGCACUAUUUUGGAGGGCGGUGUAGGUAGCAGCGGGCUCAGAAAAGGCUGAGCUUGCCCAAGCAGGAGUGAGGAGCGGGGCAGGACCUUCCUUCUAACAACUGGAUGCUGCUAGUAACAAGUUGUUUGUAUUGCUUUACCAUUUUUAACUGUUCUAUUUGAGAUGAACGUACGUUUUGCUUUUUUAAUAAAUGUUUAAAAGAGUCCACACAA